AUGGCUUUGGAAAAAAUACAGCUAGCAGAUGACUUUGCCGUCUAUGCAAACCCUGCGGCCAAGCUCGAGGUCGAAUUCAUCUACAAGGAAAUCUUCACCGACAAGUGCUACGAGAUUGCGUCGCUGCCCGACGAUGCCUUCAUGGUCGACGCCGGCGGCAACAUUGGCAUGUUCAGCCUCUUCAUGAAGAAGAAGUAUCCGUCCUCGACCAUUCUCGCCUUUGAGCCUGCGCCGGCGACUUUUUCCGCCUUUGAGCGCAACAUGGCGCUGCACGGCGUCUCGGGCGUGCAAGCGCAUCAGUGCGGACUCGGUCGGGAGAAUGCGACCAUGGCCUUGACGUUUUACCCGCAGAUGCCGGGCAAUUCGACCCUGUACUCGGAGGACAAGGCGAAUCAGAUGAAGUCUGUCGACGAACAUCACCCCAUUGCCAAACUCAUGCAGGAAACGCAAAAGGUGCAGGUGGAUGUCAAGCGACUUUCUGAUUUCCUCAACCAGGUCCCGGCCCUCAAACGGAUUGACCUUGUCAAGGUGGAUGUGGAAGGCGCCGAGCUGGACGUGUUGCUGGGCCUGGACGACAGGCACUGGGACAUGAUUCAGAACAUUGCAGUCGAGCUCUGCGACAGCAAGGGCGAGCUCGCAGAGGCCAAGGCGCUGCUAGAGGCGAAAGGGUUUUCAGUUGUGACAGAGAGGCCUGACUGGGCACCGGAGAACCUGAAGAUGUAUAUGCUAGUUGCAAAGAGAAACUAG
Molecule: messenger RNA, 747 nt
Organism: Cordyceps militaris CM01
Lineage: Eukaryota; Fungi; Ascomycota; Sordariomycetes; Hypocreales; Cordycipitaceae
Product: amino acid adenylation domain-containing protein
Exons: 1
Coding region: 1-747 (248 amino acids)
Source: RefSeq, a predicted model, not a curated record